Molecule: messenger RNA, 2084 nt
Organism: Manis javanica (Malayan pangolin)
Lineage: Eukaryota; Metazoa; Chordata; Mammalia; Pholidota; Manidae
Source: RefSeq, a predicted model, not a curated record
GCAGCCCUGGGGCAGCCGGGCGGGGCGGGGUGUCCUAGAGAGCCGCGGAUGGGCCUCACACCCAGGCUGGGCCAGGACACCCCGUCCUUGGCUGAGGCCCAGACCGGCUCUGUUUACAGAAUCUGUCAGCCCCGUCCCCCCUCCCCCAGCCGCCACUUCCCCCAGAGCCCUGGAGGCUGGGAGAGGGACAGGCGGGCCGAGCCGAGGAGGCAGCCGGACCCCCGGCCCGCCCUCCGGCCCUCCUCCCCCUCGGCUCUCGGGCCAUCCCUGCCCUCCCGUCUUCUGCUUCCCCGUCAAAGCACUGGGGGUGGGGGGUAGGGGGAGCGCAUUUUAAAAGCGCAGUUGCAGGAGGCGUGCUUGCUCCCCAGGAAAGCUUGGUUAAUGGUGGAAAGGCAGGCACUGUGCCGGCAGGCGCAGGGAGGUUUUUCUGGGUAUCUCCAGUCAGCCUGGAAGAAGGCUCACUCUUUCCUCGGCACCCCAAACCCAUGGGCGCCUAGGAGGGACUUGGCGCAAAUGAGGUGUGGCCCGGCGGUCAGGCUGGGGCCUUCUGGGGGCUUCCGAGGGCAGCGACGUCUGCAGAUAAGGCAAACGGCCGGCCGGGCCGCGGUGACUCAGCUGCGGCCACCUGCAGGCCUUGUUCAGAUGGCAGAGGGUGACAAGGGACACUUGAUAGGGAAGACAGCACGGGAACCAGACCUGGUCAGGAAGGUGGCAGUGACAAGAGGACAUCUGGACCAGCAAAAGCCCAGUCUUGGUUGCAGGGAGCUAAGAGACCCCAGCACAUUUCUCACACAGAGUAAGUUAAAUUGGUGCCUCCAAAUAGACUCUGGCCUGGAAGCUGAGAUGUUACCAAGGGAAGCAAACAACAACUUUUUCAGAAAACCUGGUGGCCAGGCAUGGCCCUUCCCCCCAGGCUGGAGACAAAAGAAGCCUUUUCUGCAGAAACCGAGCCGACUCAAGGGAGAGACCUGCAGAUACAUGCAUGACACAGAUAAGGACCUCCAGCGGAAGGCCCGGCUCCUGAGCAACCACCGUCCACAGGAAGUCACUGUUAGACAGGCUCCACCCAAGCAUCUCUUCAAUGUGUAAUUCUUAAAUAUGAUCAUAUAGCCAGGGUCCCCAGACACUUAAGGAAAGAGAAUAUGAGAGACAGGUGUGGGGGAGGGGACAGGGGAGUGGACAGCAAAGAAAGCCUAAGCUUAAGGAGAAGAAAGCUUUUAAGAUGCUACAAAAUCCUCAGGGAGUGAAAAUAAGAUUUAUAUCUUAUGGUUCAUUAUCAUGAAAUAUCAGAACACCAAAAGACCCCAAAAGCAUCCAGAAAAGAGAAACAGGUCAGUUGAAAGUACCAGGGAUCAGAAUGGCACCAGACUUCUCAGCAGCAACACUGGAAGCUGGAGGAUAAUGGAGUGAGGCAUUCAGAAUUCUGAGUGAAAAUGAUUUAUAAUGUAGGAGUCUAAACCCAAACCAUUAAUUAAGAGAAAUAGUAGAAUAAAAGAUGCUUUCAGACAUGGGAGAUCACAAAUAAUUUGUCUCUCUCAGACUCCCUUUCUCAAGAAGCUCUCCACCCAAACAAGAGAAUAAUAGAAUGAGGAAAACGUGCUCAGGAACCUGGAUGACCCCAGGCCCAGGCAGGAGAAUCCCCCUCUGAGCCAGAGAAUAGAGAUAUGUUGAGGGGUCAUUAGGUGGUUGUGGGAAUUAAUAAAAAGUUUCUCAAAAACAGAAUAAAUAAAACCUCCAAGGCAACUACUACCUACAAAACCCCUCCAACACAAAAACUAUAAAAGAAAAUAAAUGUAAUACCAAAAAGAAGUACAUAGCUAUAAUAAUGUAAACACAGAUUAUUGAUUUAACCAAAAACUGUAAAAAACAGUGUUGGGAAGCUAGGAGAAAGGGGAGGAUGCAGGUGGCAGUGGGUAAAAGAAACACAUCCUCAUCUCCCAUAUGCAAGAAAAUGGGUAAAUGUUCUUUUGUCAGUUUGUGUGAAAUUGACAGAUUGACAAAAUAGCACUAUAAGCACAUUAUUCAGAAAAAUGGAGGCGAAAGUUAAAACCGGAAGAAACAGCUGAAUGAGUUUAAUUAGGUAC